Messenger RNA from Mucor velutinosus, 1062 nucleotides. It is a transcript of the gene CDK5RAP2, whose product is annotated as CDK5 regulatory subunit associated protein 2. Bases 1 to 1062 code for a protein of 353 amino acids. The transcript has 10 exons. Gene Ontology annotation, molecular function: siRNA binding. Lineage: Eukaryota; Fungi; Mucoromycota; Mucoromycetes; Mucorales; Mucoraceae. Gene Ontology annotation, biological process: regulatory ncRNA-mediated heterochromatin formation. Gene Ontology annotation, cellular component: nucleus. The record is from RefSeq and is a predicted model, not a curated record.
AUGUAUAGAAGAAGAAAGGUCAACGUUGAAGAGAAGCCUCCUAUUCCCGAUCAUCUCGAGGAUUUUGGCUACGUUUUGAAAGAGAAUGGCGAAGUUCGCAGCAUUACCCAAGACUUGCCUUAUGAGUUUGAUUAUUUGCCCAAGGAUAGAUCUUACAAUGAAGAGCGUUACGACAAAUUCAUCAAUAUUAUUGGAGAUAUUGUCGAAGAUCGACUUCAAAAGGCUCCUUACAACUUUCGAAAGGUAAUUGUGCCUAUUGGAGCUGACCCUGCCAAAGACAUCCAUUCCUACAUCUACAUGACUCCCAAUGCUCUGACUACAACUGAUAAAUUAAUGAUCAUGAUCCCAGGCAACAAUACUAGAAUUGGGCAAUGGAGUAAGCGUGUUAUGUGUGACAUCAAUGUUCAAUCUGGAUCCAUGAUGCAAACCAGUGAAAUGGUGCUCGAAAAAGGCUACGAAAUCAUCAUAUUGAACUCGAAUGCCAAUUUCUGGUAUAACGGACGUGCUAAUCUUACAGCUCAAACACACACAGGCGUUGCGAUUACUGUCCCUGGCAGCGAGACACCUGAGGAGCAUUGCCAGUAUGUUUUCCACAACUUUAUCAGAAAUGCAAAAGCAGACAAGGUAGCAGUUUUGGCUAAUUCAUGGGGCGGCUACAGUUUUGCGCUUACAUUGAAUACUGAGUUCGAUUAUAUCAAGGAGCAUAUCAAGGCAGUCGCAAUGACAGAUUCUGUACAUAUCCGCGACAUGAUCAAAGGUGACAAGCAGCGUACUUUUAUGUUUGAGAACUGCUAUAAUUGGUCUGCUUCUACAGAUAAAAAGGGCUCGCUCGUGCCUGAUGUACGCUUGGGCUGUCCCAACAUCUCUUCUGGCGAGGAAAUUGCAGACUACACAUUGCCUACCAUGCUCAAGUACAUUAUGAACUUUAUCUUUGUCAAGAUGGGUGAUAUUGAAUGGGGCUCUGAUGAUGAGAACGACGACAUGGAUGGAGGCGUGGAGGUGCUGACAGAAGAGGACAUGGCGGAAUUGUCUCGUAUCGAGAUCUUGAGCUCCAAUGUAUAA